Cydia amplana is the source of this 497-nucleotide messenger RNA. RefSeq lists its product as uncharacterized. Lineage: Eukaryota; Metazoa; Arthropoda; Insecta; Lepidoptera; Tortricidae. The transcript has 3 exons. The record is from RefSeq and is a predicted model, not a curated record. Bases 42 to 497 code for a protein of 151 amino acids.
GAAUCACGGCCUGAUUCUUCUAAAACUGCCCUCAGCUGGAAAUGGGACAAAUUCUAGCUAUUAUCCUGUUUAUUUGUUUCAUCGGCACUUCUGGUGAGAAUUUGUCAAGAAAUAAAGAGGACUCGUUGAAUGAGAUAUUGACGGUCGAAUCUAAAUUACAAAAUAAUGGUGCUGCUUUGGAGCAUGACAGAUUUGCUCGUCACGCGGCAAUGGAAAUGACAGUGACAGAAUCAGUAAUCAAUCAUCUCAUGAAAGAACUUGGCCGACGCUACCCCCAGGCAAAGAAACAACCCAAAUCAUUGAAAAAGGUCAUCAGAAAUCUCAAGCAGAAACUCGAAGACUAUGUUCACGUGAAGAAACCACUACGUACGAGACCAUUUGGAAGCAUUAAUGGAAAUAAAGGAAGAAAAGAGAAAGGAAGAAAAACGAAAAGGAUACGUAAAGUGAAGAGAAAUAGACAGAAACCAAAGAGUGUCUUCAAUAAGGUUUACAAUUAA